AAGCUUGUUGGCAGGGCGACAAACCACAAUAAUCAGGCCCGCCCCAUCUCGUGCCGAACUGGUCAAUCUUCAACUUACGGUCCCGACACGAAGAAACUGGUAACCUUGUCGCCAACAAUCACCUGAUGGCUCUGUUUUGUUGAGCGCACAGAAUGUACUCGACAGAGGCCGACGUCGCACGCUGGCUUUCAUCCAUCACCGACUUGAAGCACGAUCCUCUUCCCCUCCCGACCGAGUCCGGCCGAGUCGACUACGAAGGUCGGCAGCGCAAGCGACGGAAGCUCAGCACUAAUCGACACAAGCUUCCAUCGCCACCGCCUUCGGAGCUCUCAAGGACCGUGGCCGACAUGCCUCCAUCCUUAUUGAAGCGACCACGAGAUCCCGAGGACCCUAUCAACCGUGCUCACGGUACUUUAUCCACUGCACAACCGGACGAAGCACACGAUCAAAUCACUCCACGCCCCGGCCGCUUCCAACAAACUCAAACUGCAGAAUGGAUUCCAUUCUCGGCUGAUUCCAGCCACGACAGCCAGUCGUGGACAUCGAGCGCUUCCAGCCAUUCAGCACCUGUCUUGAAACGUCCAAAAUCGGUAUCAAGCCGAUCAUCUCCUUCGCGACAAAUCCGCAAUGCCGAAAUAAACCAGACAGGAUUCAGAAUGGGCAGUUUCCGGCUAGACACUUACCCUGAAUCCCUUAAUGCUUUACGGUGCGAGCUCCGCGACAUCGGUCUAGGGGAUGGCAUUUUGCCAGCUUCGCUCGAGAAUGAGCUGCGACACGCCGAUUCUGAAAUACCACGAUUCGCAUUCGACCGAGACGAAGCCACACGAGCGCAGACAGAAGCCAUCGCAACUGACUUGCCGCCAAUCGACUGGGUACAAGCAUUGAUGAAGCGCGCCGACGAAUGCGAGCUCAACCGGGAAUGCGAGGCUUCCUGGAAUGGAGAAAUCCACGCCCCGAUCCUCGAGCAGGCCUUCCGAAUUAACCGAUUUGUGAGCAAUGGACCAGUUGACUUUCGGUAUUCUCAAGCCGCGCAGAUCAUCCAUGCCUAUAAACCUCGAGAAGCGCCAUCCAAGAUGGUAGACUUCUGUGUCUUUUACAGACCUGGAAUGGGAAGCGCAGAGGAACAAGCCAUCGAAGACAUCUGCCAAACACGACCGGCUCAAUCGAUCAAUCACACCGACCUAGGGGACCUCUGCAAACGACCGAUCGCGCUCUCUAUCGAGACUAAGCGUCCCAAUAUAGAACGCGACAAUGCAACAUUGCAGAUAGGAACCUGGCAAUCUGCCCAGUGGCGCAGUCUUCAACACAAUCGCAGCCGAUCGUUACGAUUUAUCAAGUUCCUCCCGGGCAUCAUCGUUCAGGGACACGACUGGCAGUUCGUUGCGAGCAUCUUGGACGAGAAUGGCAAGUCGGUGCUGUUGAAGGGGGUUCGGCUCGGCGGGACAGAGUCAGAGCUGGCGAUUUAUUCAUUGAUCUUGGGGCUGCGGCGGCUGAGGCGGUGGAUUUUAGAGGAUUACUGGCCGACGUUUGUUUCGGAUGUCUUGGUCGUUUCAUGAUAUAGAUAACAUAAAUGAUACUUAUUUGAGCUUCA
Molecule: messenger RNA, 1591 nt
Organism: Fusarium oxysporum Fo47
Lineage: Eukaryota; Fungi; Ascomycota; Sordariomycetes; Hypocreales; Nectriaceae
Exons: 2
Coding region: 153-1556 (467 amino acids)
Source: RefSeq, a predicted model, not a curated record